Cydia fagiglandana is the source of this 3901-nucleotide messenger RNA. RefSeq names its product transmembrane protein 18 (gene Tmem18). The record is from RefSeq and is a predicted model, not a curated record. Bases 122 to 565 code for a protein of 147 amino acids. The transcript has 4 exons. NCBI's taxonomy places the organism in Eukaryota, Metazoa, Arthropoda, Insecta, Lepidoptera, Tortricidae.
CAAAUGUCACUUACAAUUCUAUAAUUCAUACAGCUAUUUUAUUUUAUUUUGUUGUGUGGCUAAAAUCGGUCUACAACAGUAGAGUUUUAAUUAGUAAGAAGAAGAAUCUACUUUUCCAGUUAUGGAAGGUUUUAUUGAAGUGAACGAAAUAUCUGAUUUCGUUUCAUAUAUCCGCAGUAUCGAAUGGCGUGAUCCGUGGCUGAUAGCUUUACUAUCAUUUCACAUUCUGGUAACAUUUAUGUGCUUCUCUACAAGGAAUUAUGGGAACUUUCAAGUUAUGCUGUUUAUAACAUUAUUACUUCUCGUGUAUUUCUCGGAGAGUAUAAACGAGGUGGCAGCAAGAAAUUGGGCCCUGUUCUCCAGACAACAGUAUUUUGACAGCAAAGGACUGUUCAUAUCAGUGGUGUUCUCCAUCCCGAUAUUGCUGAAUUGCAUGAUUAUGGUGGGUUCAUGGCUGUACCAAUCAACGCAAAUAAUGACCAACAUCAAGAAGGCACAGUUACGGCAGCGACUGAAAGAGCUCAACAUCAACAGAGAACAACAGAAAAACAUUAAAGCAGACUAAAUGAUAACAUACAGGUACCGAUAGGACACUAAAUGUGGCGUUCCAUCAGAGAAGGGUCCUUAUGCUUCAUGUGCAAUAACAAUCUUACUAUCAAAAUGUAUGUUGGUUUUUCAGAUAAAAAGGGCCUUAAUGAACCUGGAGCAUAAGAACUCUUCUGUGAUGGAAAGCCACAAAUAGCAGAUAUUUUAUCGAGCAAAAACUAGUGAGAGGAUAUCCUGGUCACGGCACCACAUUUGUUGUAAGGAUAUUAAAAAAAUGUUCUUAAAAACCACUCUGGAAAUGAUUAAAGUAUUCAGUUUUUGCAGUAGAUAGAAUAUCGGCAUUUUGCAGGGAUCGUGUGCAAACAAAGUAUGAUAUCUUUUAGUAAUCUUGAUCGAGUAUCUACUACAAACCUUUUUUUUACACUUUAUCUUUAAAGAUCAGCUUAAAGUUCCGAAUACUUAUUAUGUUGAAUACAUACAUUACAUUGAAUAUAAUAUUCGAUCAGGUUACCAAUGAUAUCGUAAAAGAGUAUAAAUAUUUUUGCCAUUAUCACUAAUUAAAUUUGGUGUAGGAAAUGUGAUCAAAACUUGGAUAAGAAAUGUUAUUAUUAUAAAUAUUGUCGCAGGCAUUCUGUUUAAAUCAGUUUCUUCAGAGUAUUUUUACUAAACGAUGUACUGACAUAAUGCAUUUCGACCCUACACUACAUAUAAAUAUACACGACUUGAAUAAAUAAGUACGUGCACUAUCCAGAUAUUGCUGUAACUUCUUUUAAUCUACUCGUAUGUAUCAACUUUCUACCUACUUAACGGAAUAUAGACAAAGAAAUAUCUACGGCCCAUUUGACCUUUAAUUUAUUAUGAUCAUCUAAUUAUCUACUAUAACAUUAAACUCGUAAUGAACUUUCAUCACAUUUAGUUUUUACUAUAGAUAACAAUCAAUUUAGUGGCUCCAUUUAACUAAUAAAAAGGAUUUAGUACACGUACCAUGCCAUCUAAGCUGUCAUUUCAAAUGAUGAAAUAAAUAACACAAAAUUGACAAGAUUGGUAGCGCCUAGUAAUCGGUAUACAUGAAAAAAUUACAAUACGAAAACAAAGUGUAUCCGACAGAUAUAGGCAGGUACUUGCACCCAAUCUCUAAUCAAAUUGAAUCGACUAAGACUGUGCGUGUCUACUAACUUGAAGGAUUUCUGCGUUUUAUAGGGAUAAGGUUUUUUGUUUGUUUUUAAGACACUGAGAUGUAAAAUUACUUCGUUAGCUGCACUUAUUUCUAGCUUUAUUUAUAAGGUUUUAUUAAGUGAGUGAAUAAUAUUAGCUCAACAUAAAAUUUUUAAGAUGUGUUGUUGUCAUCACUUGUAUUCCUACUGCAUUUUUUCCUACGCGUUUCUUGCAUUUUCUUGUACUUAAGAUAUAAAACUGUAUUUUUCUUUUCCUACAAUAAUGUGUUGUUGCCAGUAGUCUGCUGUUAGGGCGUUUUAAUAAAAAAUAACUAAUUACUUACCUGGAUGUUAAAACGCUCCAUUAUAGUUUUUUUUGUGCGCUCCCAUGCUUGCUCUGCAUCGGCAAAAUAAUCAUAGCGUUAAACCAAACAUAAAAUGUACGGUGCUCGAACUAUGUAGUAGGUACACUAAACCUCCAAUAGGGUAUUUUCUGAAUCCGAACCGGGGUCAGGCGGAUGUUUUCUGUGAUUAGGAUUAUGGUUGAAAACUUGAAAAUACGACUUGUGCGCGUGAAUUUUGUGAGUUCUGUUACUAUACCGCCUUCAUGCAAUUUUGCCGUUGUUAUAGCACGCAUGUGACCGAUUAUUAAAUUAAUAUGAAACCUAAACUGUUGCCAUGUAUUUGUAGGUUUCGUAUGGAAAUAUACGAUUAGAAAAGUAAAAUAAAUUUAAUUUUUAAUACAUAAAGUCGCUAGAAUAGGUUUAUUUUUAUUUGUUAUUGUGAAUGUUUUUUACAGAAUUAUUAUUUAAGAAUCUAUGUCGAAAUUGUUUGUUAUGUUACUAACUGUUGUUUUGUAUAUAUUUUUUUUAUUUUGUCAAUAUUAGGUUUAAGUAAAUCGAAGCAGUUGUCUUUAUUUUAAAAAGGAAAAAUUAAAGAGGUCUAGGCUCAAUAUGAAAAAUAAUUUUGACAUUAUGAGAAAUGCUUUAUUUUGAUAGAUGAAAAACAUAGUAAACAUUCACAAUGACUCUUUAUUUAUAUAUUUAAGUUUGUGAUAAAUUAUCUAGUGAAACGUGCGAAAGAUUGAAGUAUAUCGAUAUUAUACAUUUCGGAAAUAAUCCUUGGAAACGAAAAUUAGUUUUUUUUUUGUCUAAUAAGUCAUAAUUAAUUAAUUAUUUAAUAUAAUUGUGCCGACACACUGUGCCUCUGUCAUUGGACGAUGGGCUGAAAGAAUGAUUAUGUGAAAGAUCAUGUGUGUAGAUUUCUUUUAUAUUGAAAUACAGUAAUUUUUACAAUCGACACUGGCGGAUAUGUUGUUUAAAUGUGGACAAUAUAACAAUUUGUGCCUAUAUGUAUAUAAUAGACAAUAACUGGAUUUUUUAGAAUAUUAUGUAUUUUACCCAUUCAAAUAGGAUUUUAUGUAUUCUAUUUCAUUACUUUCUCGUUUUAAUAUAUUCUUUAUUUUGCUUUGAAAAAGUAUUUUGGAAGGUCAGAUAAAGUAUAUCUUAAAUAGUGAUAUCAAAAUUACAAGAUAACUCUACCUUCGCUUUGAUUUCAAAACUAAUCAAUUUUAUACACGUCUAAUAAUUAUAGACUAAACAUUCAAUUAUUGAUUACGUCCAUACGAUAUUUAGGUAGCAUUUGCUGUACGUAUUUGUUUCAUAUAAAAAUAUAAAUAUGUAUAUAUUCGCGUCUUAGAACUUUUACCUUAUAAGAUCAUUCAUAGAGUAUAAAUAUAUUUCUUGAAAAUAGUUUAAAGUAAACCCCAUUACAUCCACACUAAUCCACAGCUUAGGCAGUAACUCAAAAAGCGGCGUUUGUAGACCCAAGCUGAUGCCUUCUGUAUGGAAAUAUUACAAUACAAUAUAUUAUGGUGUGUAAAUAAAAUACGAAAAGUUUAACUAGGACUUAUCUUCCUUUGUAAAUUAUCUACAUUCUUUCUUUAUCCCAUGUCGAUUAUCAGAGCCUAAAAUGAUUUAAUUUCUAUUAGUAUUUAGCAGGUAAUGAGUAAAUAUCAAGACUGAGAUGUGUGUGAUUGAUAACAUAAUUGUUACAGGCUUUAUUAUAUCAUUUAAUACAAGCAUUUGACAUGAUCGUUACAAUGUCCAAUGACGACUUAAAAGUGGUAUUCAGAAUUAGAAAGAAAUACUACAACUACAAAAUUUUAUUUAUAAAUAAAACAGGCAUUUUUCGUAAAAAUA